Molecule: messenger RNA, 648 nt
Organism: Saccharomyces kudriavzevii IFO 1802
Lineage: Eukaryota; Fungi; Ascomycota; Saccharomycetes; Saccharomycetales; Saccharomycetaceae
Gene: YGK1
Product: 5'-deoxynucleotidase
Exons: 1
Coding region: 1-648 (215 amino acids)
Cellular component (GO): cytoplasm
Molecular function (GO): 5'-deoxynucleotidase activity
Source: RefSeq, a predicted model, not a curated record
AUGACCACGAAUAACAUUUGGAGGCCAGAAGACAACAUUCCAGCAAGCAUUCUAGCGGUUCUUUCGAAACCUCACCCCAAUUAUCAGUUGGCGUUCUUAAAUAUCAUACAACUCCUGAAAACGCAAAGAAGAACGGGCUGGGUUGAUCAUGGUAUUGAUCCAUGCGAAAGUAUAUCUGAUCACAUGUAUAGAAUGAGUUUAACCUCCAUGUUAAUCACGGACAAGGAUAUAGAUCGAAACAAAUGCAUUAGAAUUGCCCUCGUUCAUGAUUUCGCAGAAUCAUUAGUGGGUGAUAUUACACCUAAUGACCCAAUGACAAAGGAGGAAAAACAUCGUAGAGAAUUCGUAACUGUCAAGUAUCUUUGUGAAACUGUUAUUAAACCCUGCAGUAAGAGUGCUUCCAAGGAAAUUCUUGAUGAUUGGUUAGCAUAUGAAGAACAAACUUGCUUAGAAGGCAGAUAUGUCAAAGAUAUCGAUAAAUAUGAAAUGUUGGUACAAUGUUUUGAGUACGAACAGAAGUACAAUGGCAAGAAGAAUCUGGAACAAUUCUGGGGUGCCAUCAGUGAUAUUAAAACUCAGGAAGUUAAAGGAUGGACUCAACGUCUACUGGAAGAUCGAAAAGCCUUUUUCGAUAGUUUAAAGGACUAA